AUGGCUCGGAAUGGCGGGGAACUCCUUGGCCGCUUGCAGUUUUUGAUGCUCGCAGGUAUGUCAUUCCUUCCUUCGAUCUGGGAGCCUUCCUCAGUGAAGAUGCUAGAAGGUUCCUUGGUCCUUAGUGCGACUGCAGGGACUGGCAAUGCAAUCCCGGCUGGAAUUUUGGAUGACGCGCUUCGACACAGGGUGGCUGGCACCCAGUAUCACCCAGUGGCGAGUCGUGAGAUGUCCACCUUCGGAGAACGACGGAAGGAUGUGUGGGAACAGUUUCAGAAGUUCACACAGAAGGCCCUUCAGGAUGCUAGGAAGAUUGAGGACAUCAUCCUCAUGUGGACGGUGAACUUCGGUUUGAACCUGAAUGAGACCACUGAGGAAGGCCCUCGGUCUAUAUCAGUGCUCUCAUUGAUUCGAGAUGAAUAUUUCGAGCUACUCCGUACUGUUCGUCAAGCCCAGUGGAUUCAAGAGUGUGGCCCUUCCAAGAGCUCCUGCCCAGAGAAUCGAUUCAACCGACCCUUAGGCAUUCCCCUUCUGCUGGACACAGCCUUGCGAAUAGACAAUGUGGGCUGGUACAUCGGUUUCGCGGAGACCACUUGGGGCACUUGGCCCGCUGAUGAGCUCUCCUUGCAAAUCGAUGAAAAGACAUUCAACAAGUUGCGGCCCUUGGGGGCCUUUGAUGUAUGGAUUGCAGAGUCACAGCCUCCCACUAGCAGGUUAGGGCAGACUGAUCUUCAGAACCAACUGUCCUGGUUCAACGCAACGAAGCAAAAUAGCAACAACAGCUUUCAAUGGCGCAGCCUUUCCACGCAGACCCUGCACAAUCCUGAUGGAGAUGUGCUUGAAGGCUGUGAAGAUAGUGGCUGCACCUAUCCAACUCAAAAGCUGGUGCUGGCCCAGUUUGGCUUUGCCGCCGAAAGUCCGUUGUAUGGAUCAGAAAGUGAAGCAUUUGAUCCAAGUUUGCAGCAGAAACUCACAGGAGAAGUCUUCAAAAAGAUCGGAAGUUUGAAAAGCUGUGCCGAAGGCGGCGUUGUCGUUGACGAGUGGGUCGACGACUGGGGUCGAUCGGAAGCCGAAGGUUGCGGAGGCAGUGUCUUUCAGCACCCUCGCACUGGGCCUUGUGAUGAAGUACGACCAGGAAGAACCAUCAAUACAGAAUGGUUUGGUUUGAACGGCCAGUACACCUUCCUGAGCUUUCAUUGCUUGGACCCUCGCUUUCAUCGAGCGCACCCAGCGGCGAACGGAACAACAGUAGGUGCCAAUGGCUUCCGAUUCGAGGACAUCAAGGAUCUUGAUCGAGAGCAGAAGGAUUGGGACAACUUGCCUGGCGGCUUCUGUGCUUUGAUGUACCAAAGCAAUUGGCUCUUGCUCCUCGAAGCAGCUUUGCUGUUGUGUGGUGUGGGCUUGGAGGUUUUCUACCUCUGGCGUUGCUGUUGCUUCCGUCGUAAGGUACACCGCGGCAGCAGCCCCUACCGGCAGGCUGCCAAUAGCUUGCUAGAUCCUGAAAGCGGCGACAGCAGGCCUGAUGUGAUUUCCGUAGAGCUUGGUACAGUUGCAGGGAACCUGCAGCAGAGCAGUGGGCAAGAGAUCACCUCUGCCCAGGCAGAAGCUACUAUUCCCCUGCCCGAGAAGAUCACCGGCCAGGCGAAUGUGGAUGUUCAACUGAUUUUGCGUGCCUCAGUGGUGCGUGAGGGGAAGGUGCAAUUCACUGCAGAUUCUCUUCGAUUCUUUGCAGAAACCCAUGCCAGAGCGCAAAGCAGACGCCUUCAGCUGCAGGUGGAGGCAGAGGUGAGGGCUGUCCAGGAGGAGUGUAGCAAUAUGGAUGAAACGGAGUGCCUGAAACGAGCCAUGGUCCAUAUACACACUCGAGUGCUGGAAGGCUACCUAGCGUGGCUUGAAGCCCAGAGGGACCUCAGAGACAAGGACAGCAGGUUGGCUGCCAUGCUCGGGGAUACGAAUGUAGGUAGGCCCAUGUGGAUGCUCUUCACGGAAGCCGUCUUGUUGCGCAUCAUCGAAAGUCUAGCUGAACAUGCCUUGCAUGCCCCUGAAUAUUUGGCCAUGAUCUUCCACGACGUUCGCUGGGCGGAGCCCAAUCAUGAUGUCAGCGCGAAACUGCCAGAGAUGACCUCUUUCAGCAUUGACUGCGAUCUACUCCAUGCCGGGCUGGAUGAAAUGCGGAAGAACACCAACCCCUUUACAGGCGGCAUCAACUUUGAUGACAUCAACGACUUGGGCGAGGCUCGCGUGCUAGAUCCAGGCGCUAUGAGGAAGACCUUCGUCGAAUCUUUGUCAUGGCGAGUGCUGUACGACUUGCUGGACAACUUUGGCCCAGUUUUCACCGUCAAAGUAUGGGUGUUCUUUCUGGCCUACUUUGUUCAUCUUGGGAGCCUGGAGGAUCAAGACGACACAUUCUUCGCUCCAAGGAAGAGCCGGUCAGAUGCAAUCCAAGUCAUGGCGCUGUUCGAUGCAAGUCUACUGGUGCUGGCAGAGUUGGGAAUGCUGUGGCACGGUUUGUCGCAACGACGCUUGUGUCGCAGCCCAGGGAGAUUCUCCUCACGAGUCAAGCGGGCACAUCGCCUUUGGACCAGGAGGCGCUUCCUUUCCCUGUUGGUGGGAUGUCUGAGCCUGGCUGCCAUGAUUCUGGUGGGCAAUGUGGGGCGACACCUGUGUAACUUCAUUCCCGAAGCCACCUUCCAGCAGGAUCCAGACUGCCAUGACGACCAAGCUCUUGCCGCUUGUGGGCUGUAUGCAGUGGUUCGUUUGGUCUUCUUUAUCCUCGUGACACGGCGGAAAGAUAUCCCGUUUGUGCACGGUGCCCCGAAGAACCUGCAGCAAAUUCAACGUUCUUUUGCAGCAGAAAGUGAGGCGGCACAGGAACCAGCUGUUGGCAACACCUCAUUCAUGACGGUGGUAUCAGAUCCUUCCCCCGGACCGAUUGGUAAGGAGGGAAGGGGCAGCGCCCCGUUUUUCGUGUGGUUUUUCGUGCUGCUGCUGUGUUUCGCCUUUGAGACGAUCUUCGUUGCGCCCUUGGUCUCUGGCUUUUCCUACACUGGCUUCUGUGGCGAUCAGUGCUCCCAACGCAUCAUGCCUGGCGUGACACUGCCAUACCUGGGCACCAUCCAUCCCUUUCCCUCAGAGUGCGUUGCUUGCGUGCUAUCCAUUACGGCCAUCUAUCUGCUAGUAGGGAUGACCGCAUUCCUAGAUUUGCACUUCCUCUUCUAUUUGGUGAUUGGGAUCGGUGGCUAUGCCAUGGGUGAGCACCGUGGAUUGCGCAAUGUCGCAUCUUCGGCUUUGAGGCAUUUAGAUUUGGAUGCUAGCACCCGGCGGCAAUACCAAAACGACACGGACAACAGUUCUCUCAGUGAUGGCCGGGCAAUGGAACGAAUUUUUGGCAGUGCCUGGAGGCUGGUCUGGAGCUGUGCAGUAGAAUCCCUCUACGAUGAUUGCCUCAUCACGGAGGCAACCGCGAAUAGCAUGGUCCAAGCUGCGCGAACCUUUCGUUGGAAGGAUCCUGCAGCUUCCAAGACCCAAUUCUCGCAACUGUCCCAGCGUUUCCAGCGGCUGCGCUUCCGUGCCACGCAGCUGCGCGGCGGCUCCUGGCAGCAAGCUGGAAGGACGUGCUGCAUCUCUGGGCUCCAGGUGCGACAUGGUCCCAGGAGGGAGCCAGAGAGCUACACAGUAGAGAAAGAAGCCGUGAAACAUGUGAAAGUGGCCACAGCCACGCAGCAUGCUGAGUUGAUGCAGGUCUUGGAUGAUCGGCUGGUUGCCACUGCCGAUGUGCCAGGCCUUGGUGUCCGCUGCGGCUGGCAGCUGCUAUCCCAUCGCAAUGCUGCUGCUUCAGGCACGAGCACUCCACAGCAAAGAGAGUCAGUGUCUAGCCGUAGCACCAUGGCUCCUUUUGCUGGAAAUGGUCGGAAGGUUCAGAUGAAGCCAGUCUCCAGCAGGAACUCCAUGGCAGAAGACUUGCUGACGCUUCGGAACGCAGGCAACUUCCCAGCAGAUCUCCUUUUCACCGACCCGGAAGCAUAUAAAGAGGUAGAGAUUGUCUUUCAACGUCCCCGCUGUAUUCAUGCUCUCUCCUUUUUGACAACUGGGGAUGACCGACAGUUUGACCCUGUGUGUUGGGAGAUCGAUGGUUCCAUUGAUGGCAAGACUUGGAUGCGUUUGCAAACACAAUCCUGUGAGUUCGACACUCCGGCAGUGCGCCGCAGACCCAUCAACACUUUCUUUGUCUCCGAGCCGUGGUGUAGAUCUGGGGCAGCACCUGUCAGUAACUCCAGGGUGGAUUUGCAAAAGAUCCCUGCUGCAGUCAGCGAACGCUUGUGCUUCUUUGCAAGCUCCCUCCGGGCCAUCUUGAAGCAGGGAGCAGGUACUGGCGCUGCGAGCCCUGUCCGGGCAGGUAGGGACACCUUGUUGGAUCGGAAGAUUGGAGGCGUGCCAACUCUGACACAAGUUGUGCCAGUGUAUGAGGAGCAAGUGAUUUUGACGGAGGAGUUUCUGUGCGCAUCGGACGGGCGCAACACGAACCUGGGAUUCGUCAUCUCCCAGGCUGAAGAUCACUGGGAGAUUUUCGCGCGGAAACAGGGCAUGGCGCCCAGAGAGCUCUACAACUCCUACACCUUGGGGGAGCUUCAUGAAUGGCUUCGACAAGCGGAGCUGGCACAGGAUAUGGAGAAAGCCCGAGAGGUGAGAGAGCUGAUGUUGGAAGUGCGACUAUGGGCCUCGCAGCGGUCACAGACUGUUUCGAGAACAGUCAUCGGUGCGAUUCAGUAUCACAAAGUUUUGGAGAUGCUGCCAUCGGUGCAAGCUGACUCAGACACAGGCCUAGCAGGAUUGGUGCAGCUGUUCAUAUCUCACCAGACCUACGGACACAAAAAGCACAAGGAAGAGGCGGAUCAAGACAUCAGAAGUUUGAUUUGGCGAUUCCGGCAAUAUCCAAUCUACUUGGUAUGCGACUACAAUGCGGAUGUCGCAAGGCCAUCCUUGAAAGAAAUGGUGAUGUGCUUCGCAGCUCGGGAGCACAACUUCACCGGACGCUUUCAAUAUGCAUCCGUUCUCCUGGCUUUCAACGAGAACUAUGCACCGGGACAGCCUGAAGAGAACAUCGUGAAGGUAGUGGAGGUGCUGCCACGGGUCUAUCCUUUAGUCUUGGGAGAGUUGGAGCCGCGACCACCUGCUGCCAAGACUCAAGGGAAGGCUGGAAAUCAAUUAGCAGCACUCCGAUUCGCUCCCGGGCACUACCUGCAGAUGAUGGAUGCCAACAUGGGCGCUUUCUUUGGGGAGGCUUGCAAGGUGCCCUUCAUUUUGCAGCAGUUUCAGCCACCAGGAAGUGAUCGCAGGACAGUCCAGGCGCGCAUCAUCGGCUUCCGCGAGCACAUUUUCACCGGCAGCCAUGGUGCGGUAGGUGCUGCCAUGGCUGAUGCCGAGUGGACCUUUGGUACUAUUUGCCAACGCUUCCUAGCUGGGCUCGGGGCACGAAUGCAUUACGGGCAUCCUGACUUCUUCGAUGCCUUCUGGGCCUCCAACCGGGGAUCCAUGUCAAAAGCAUCCCCCGUGCUGAACCUCUCCGAGGAUAUCUUUGCGGGCUUCAACGUGUUGAUGCGUGGUGAGCAGUCCACGCAUGUAGAUUGCCUGGAGUGGGAGAAAGGACGAGAGGUCUCUUUCAACUCUGCAUCUUUGUUCUUCACCAAAGUGGCCAGUGGCAAUGUGGGAGUGAUGCGCUCCAGAGAUCUUAAGACUUUGACUGGCAGCAUGAACAUAGCAGACAGCUUUUCCUUCUACUUUGCAUCCGUUGGGUUUUACCUCUACAACGUUGUGACCGACAUCUCGAUGAGUGCGUAUGUUUCUAUUUUCGUUCUCCUCACCUUGUCCUCCAAGAGCUUAGAUGACAUUGGGAAGUUGGACUCGUUGUUGGCAGCAGAGUGGGUCAUCUCUUUUGGCACCCUUGCCAUGUUCCCGCGGCUAAUGGAAUUGACCUUGGAGUUUGGCAUCAUGGAGGGCAUCAUCCGCUUCUUGCCAUCAAUUCCUGGUGCAGUUCUUGUGUUCACCUUCAUGAACAAGUCCAUUGCUGAAGCAGUUGGGUCCACGAUGCAGACGGGCAUUGCCAACUACAUUUCUACUGGACGGCCUCCAGCCAACCAUCACUAUGGUUGGAGAGAUUGCUACUUUUUCUACAGAGACAGCCACUACUAUCCGGCUCUUCGGAUUCUGAUCAUGUAUGCUGUCUACAGGCUGCUGGCGCAGAGCUUUGAUGUGGCAGCGCUGCCCAUGAUGGUCUUGCUGGGGACGGCCUGCGUUUGGCUGGUUGGCCCCAUUUUGUUCUGUCCGCAGCCGACCUUGUGGUCAAUUCGUGAUGAUUUGUCUGAAUUUUGGUGCUUUGUAAUUGGCACUUCGAAUGCUGAACGUAGUGUGGACCUCAAAGAGGUAAACCUGGAAGAACGACUCGCAGCACGAAAAGAAGAUGCCACCGCCAACUUGUACGAUGUGUGGUUGUUUGACAAGUUGAAGCACAAACGCGCUCCAAUGCUCGCUCGUCUCAUGGAGCUUUUGGUGGCAUUUCUUUUCUUAACCGUGAUGUUAGCAGUGGUGUUUGGCACUAUGGUGGACCAGAUCCGGUCCGUAGUUUUGCUGGUGUUGGUGAACUAUUUCAUCCUGGCGCUUUGGCGAGUCUUUGGUCGUCCCACCAUUCUCAUGAUGCUCUCUGCCGGCCUGUGGCUUUGUGCCGUUCCCCUGGUGCUCAACAGCCAAUCUCUGGGAGGACAAUAUGGAACUCUACUGGUAGCGUUCAUCCUCACGUUCCAAGCCUUGUCAGUAGUUGAGAAGAUACUGCUGCUGUGUGCCUGGGGGCUCUUACGCCCAGACCCAGAUUGCGCAUCAAUGCCUGAAACCACAAUGGAAGAGGUCCACCAGAAGCGGGAAGCUGCACGCAGAGUUCAAACCUACGAUGCGGUUGUGGAGUACUUUUAUCUGAACUUCAUGUCCUACCAGUGGCAUUUGUAUGUUUCCAUCAUGCUCUUGGUGGCCAAUCUCGGAGUUCAGCUUGGCGUAGCUCUUUUGGAGAUGCUUGGAGGACUUCAGUCCUGGUGGUUGCUUGGUGGUAAGCUCCGUGGGGGUUGCUGCCGCCUCCGGAGGCCAGAGUACAAGCCGCCCGGCAACGACCACGACCCACCUACAGAACGUCGUAGCCAGCUUUCUGGACCUAGCUCGGAAGGUCUUCGCAGCCGCUUGGGCAAGGGGAUCUCUUAUACCGUUGAUGGUGCUGAAGGCUGGAUAUUGAAAUGCAGCUCACCAGUCAGACCUCUUUCUGAUUGUGCUCAAAAUGUAGGAAGGAUCGGUUGA
Cladocopium goreaui is the source of this 7335-nucleotide messenger RNA. The record is from the annotation of a GenBank genome assembly. NCBI's taxonomy places the organism in Eukaryota, Dinophyceae, Suessiales, Symbiodiniaceae.